UUCUUUCCCCUCCCCCCUCCCCAAAGCCUCUAAAAGCAGAGCCUCGCACGAGAUGCUGCGCCGAAGUUGCACUUCAUCGAGGGCAGUUCAGUGACCUGCAGCGACUGCUAGCUGCCCCUCGUAGGCGCACCCAGAGUAUUUCCUUCACUAAUUCUUAACCGUCCAUUCUCUCCCUUCCGCCGUUCACCAUGACGGUCAACAGCGCCGAGGCCGUGGCCGGCCAGAACGACGCGCAGGAGAAGCUGGCUGCCCAGGCGUCCUCGCUUGAGAUAGCGCAGGACAAGCCGGAGCAGGACAAGCAGCAGCAGCAGUCCCAAGUUCCUCCCCACCGAUCGCACGAUCCUCAGUACAACCAGAAGAGAAGCGAUCCGUUUCAGUUCGGAUCCCGCUACCUGGGAGAGGAUGACGACGUCUUCGAGUUCAAUGCCUGGGAUCACGUCGAGACUGACGACGCAUACAAGGAGUAUGCGGAGCAGCAGUACGCAAUGCAGCGCCAGUCGCCAGUAUCCGAGUUUGACAAGAUGCGCUUCAACUCGGACCCUGCUAAGUGGUGGAACCUGUUCUACAAGAACAACACGGCCAACUUUUUCAAGGACCGGAAGUGGCUCCAGCAAGAGUUUCCCGUCCUGCACAAAGUGACGCGGGAGGACGCCGGGCCGGUGACGCUCCUGGAAAUCGGAGCCGGUGCCGGGAACACGGCCUUCCCCGUGCUGGCACAGAACAAGAACCCAAAGCUGAAGCUCCACGCAUGUGAUUUCUCCAAGAAAGCUGUUGAGGUCAUGCGCAAUCAUGAGUCGUACAACCCCGAGUUCAUGCAAGCUGACGUCUGGGACGUUGCUGGCGACGAGCUGCCGCCGGGCCUCGAAGAGGGCUCCGUGGACGUGGCAAUCAUGGUGUUCAUCUUCUCUGCGCUCUCCCCGCAGCAGUGGAAGAAGGCGGUAGAGAACGUCUACCGCGUGCUGAAGCCGGGCGGCGAGGUCUGCUUCCGCGACUAUGGAAGAGGGGAUCUCGCCCAGGUGCGCUUCAAGAAAGGGCGGUACCUGGAGGAGAACUUUUACAUCCGUGGCGACGGCACGCGCGUUUAUUUCUUUGAGAAGGACGAGCUCGAGAGGAUCUGGAGCGGAAAGCUCAGCGAGCCCGCCGAGGGCGAGGCCCAAGGUCUGCAGCCGAGCUUCGAGAUUGAGAACCUCGGGGUUGACCGCAGACUGCUCGUCAACCGUGCCAAGAAGCUCAAGAUGUAUCGGUGCUGGAUUCAGGGCCGAUUCAGGAAGAAAUAGACAAUUUUUGAUCUUGCCA
Messenger RNA from Thermothelomyces thermophilus ATCC 42464, 1296 nucleotides. RefSeq lists its product as uncharacterized. Bases 189 to 1277 code for a protein of 362 amino acids. Gene Ontology annotation, molecular function: tRNA (cytidine-N3)-methyltransferase activity. The record is from RefSeq and is a predicted model, not a curated record. The transcript has 2 exons. NCBI's taxonomy places the organism in Eukaryota, Fungi, Ascomycota, Sordariomycetes, Sordariales, Chaetomiaceae.